GGAUUCGAAAACGGUAAAACUCAACUGUUUAACUCUAGGGGAGUUGGAAAAUGAGCCUCUUUUCAAAAAAAGUGGAGUGUUCCUUUAAAGCACAGCAUACACACUAUCACUAAGAUCAGUUUCCCUUUUUUGGCUGACAGAUCUGUCGUCAGUCAUAAUCUGGUUAGCAGAGCAGUAUUGACCUCCAUGACUUGAGGCAACACAAAUAGGCGAUGUGUGCUAAUGAGGUUAGAGAGGUCAGUAGCUCAGGUGGUUCACUAUCCAAACAAAAGCACACCCGCCCAGCAAAACAACUCCAGCAUAAACAAAAUAAAUCGCAUCAAAUUUAAAAAAGUAACACUAAUCAACAUGACACAUACGACAGAGUUGCAACAUCCAAUGUGUUAGAAAUAUACAUAUAUAUAUAUAUAUAUAUAUAUAAGAGAGUAUUCUAAUUAUAGAAAAGUCAUGCACUCUGAUAGCCUACAACUAAAGGAAACUCUCCUUUCCAAACCACACCAAGAGUAGGCAGCACAGAAUAAGUGAGCCAUUCACACUAGCCAUGUUAUUGCGUUCAAAGCUUGACAGAACUGAAUGGAACAGAAUGCAUCAUAAACUCAGGAUGAAUGCUAAAAUAAACCAGGUAGAACUACAUUGCAAUGCAACAGCCACUUCAAGUACAGACAACGUCUCUACUAGCUGCAGAUGCGGUGUAAUAUAAAUACACUCUAUUACUGUAAACUCUUAAAAAUAAGGUUCCAAAAGGGGGGUUUCGCAGCAAUGCCAUAGAAGAACCAGUUUUGGUUACCCACAGAACCUUUCAGGAAACAGUUCUAAAAAUAACCUUUUGUGGAACAUUUUUCCAUUAUAAAGGACCUUUUGUGGAAUGGAAAGGUUUUAUGGUUGUUAAAGGUUCUUCAUGGAACCAUAGAUACCAAUAAAGAAACCUUUAUUUUUAGGAGUGGAGGGAACCAAUCUACUAUUACUAUUAGGAAGCAAAUCAAGUAAGGGUCAUUGACAGGUCAUCACUGACAAUAGAAUUGUAUGGAUGGAUUAAAAACUAAACCUAUGAUUAAGGUCAUAAGCUGUCCAACACUGGACAUGUAGACAGAACAUGCAACAAUCAGAGUUAAAACACAUGGGACGUUUAAAAAAAAAAAAAAUUCACAUUAUGAGAUGCAAAGAUAUUGGAAGCAAGAUGGAUGCCCAUGUCAGGCCUCAGGACUUGAUUUAACUCUCUAUCCGCUUGUUAAGUGGCAUCCUAAUAUUUUAACAAAUCAUAAAAGAUGAAUCACUGUCUGGCCAUCUGAGAUUUCAGUAUGGAGAUGAAGGUUAGGAUCAUGAUCAUGAUUCGGUAUUACAGCAGGUGAGUGUGUAUUAGCACCAUUUGUUUUUUGAUUUUGGCAUCUGAUAGUGUUUGGAGCCGGAAAUCAGACUUAACAAGCAGAUUGUUAGUAACUGCAAAGCACCAAAAUAGUGCUUCCUGAAGAAACCUUCACCAUACUCGUACAAACUCCACAUUGUUCAUUUUUCUAAAGAUGAAAUGACAACAAAGCAACUUGUGCAUGAUUUUCCCAUUCAUAAACGCACCUAUGGUAUGUUUACUGUGUUACAUAAACACAACGCUGCCUGUUAAUUACCUAGUCCAAUUAGAGUAACAGCAGAUGGUCUUGUAAGCUGGUGGGUCUUAUUAGAAAAUGAACCCCCAUGUAGAGCCCCCAACCCAGAUGUAAAAAACCGACUCUCUGAGCAAUGGCAGCCGUGUUGCUCAUCACACUUAAUGACACAGGUCAUUCGAUAGCAAAGUACAGAGUUUUGUUUGCCACCCUUGCAUUGUAAGACCACGUCGUAAAGGAGCAAAUCAACAUAAUGCAGCACUCAUCAGAAGUGGUGUGACGUAACUAGCUAAUCUUUCAGAAAGCCUGUCUGGAUUUAAAUAGAGAUAUACAUAAUCCCAUUCAGCACUUAGAGGAGUUGUCAGGGGGGGAGCCAAGCCCAAAGAGGGGCCAACACCAGCACUCAGCACAACGCAGUCCCGUUGUUCUGGUCGGAGACAAAAACGGUGAAAGAAGAGAGAGCGUGAGACAAGAAGGUAAGCGAGGAGGGUAACUCAGCAAAUCCGUCCGUUUUACUCGUGUACAGCCUAGAAAUAUGGGGAACACCAAGAGCGGUGCUUUGUCCAAAGAGAUUCUGGAUGAUCUGAAGAUGAACACCAAAUACACGGAGGAAGAGCUCUGCACGUGGUAUGCCAGCUUCCUCAAAGAGUGUCCCACCGGACGCAUCAGCAAGGAGCAGUUCGAGGGCAUCUAUGCCAGUUUCUUUCCAGAUGCCGAUCCUACCGCCUAUGCUAGGCAUGUCUUCCGCAGCUUUGACACCAACGCCGACGGCACCUUGGACUUUAAGGAGUACAUUGUGGCGCUGCACCUUACCUCUUCAGGCAAGACCACGCGCAAACUUGAAUGGGCGUUCGCUCUGUACGACGUAGACGGCAAUGGGACCAUCAGUAAAAAUGAGGUGCAGGAGAUUGUACGGUCGAUAUUCAACAUGAUUCCGGCCGAAGACCAGAAAAACCUUCCAGAAGAUGAGGACACACCAGAAAAGCGAGCAGACAAAAUUUGGACCUUUUUCGGAAAGAAAGACGAUGAUAAGAUCGAAGAGGGGGAAUUUAUUCAGGGUGUCAUGGAAAACAAAGACAUCUUGAGGUUGAUACAGUUCGACGAGCCAAAGAAGAUUCAGGACAAACUCAAGGAAAAGAAGCAUUAAUGACCACAUUCCCAUGAGACUGAUCAGAGCUUCAUUUCUAUUAAUUUGACACCAAACCUUCAUGACCCAGACUGCUUCUCCAGGUCAAAUGCUGGACUCAUCCAGAUACGCUAUCCAUAAACACAUCAGGGCCAUGAACCAGACAAACCUAGCUUUUCUUAUAAUACAUACAAGACUUCUGUUCUGGACCACCACCUCUACCUAAGGGCCUCUAAAGUCAUUGCUAUUUCCAUUGUUUUUAGAGUCCAAUCAAUAAGAGCAAUUAGGCUCAUGUUAACAGUCCAACUCUAGCGUACGCAAUCCGCUUAGGAUCUGAAGGUCGGGUAAGACAAAUCCGCAGGGUCCAGUGGCUCUCCUCUUUUAGAUCCCUUCAGGGUUAAGGUGGUUUAAGCGCAUUUAACAUGCAUUCAUCAGAAUCUGUUUAGCAGGUGACUGGGUAAUUUUUAUAGAACAAAUUUCUUGUACUGUGUUUUUUUUUAGGAUGUGCAGUGAUGGUGACGAGAAUUUUAGAGAAUUUUUACAUGAAAAAAUUAGGAAUUAAUGUUAAACAUAUCUAUUCUAAGUCCAUGUCAUCCACCAACGUCAACUAUCCAUAUAAAAACUCUGGGUAACACUUUAUUUUACAGUGUCCUUGCUACGUAUGUUACAUGCACUGUAUUAAUAACGGUAAAUUAUGCAUAACCAUAAACCUAACACUACUCUUCAGUAAAGUGCAUGUUGUUAAUUGAUAUUACUCAGUACGUAAAUGUAUAAUUACUCUGUAACAAGGACACCUUAAAAUGAAGUGUAACCAAACUCUCAGUCCAUUUCGGAUCAAAGAUUACUGCUGUACUGUUGGAACAACAGUAUUCAUGCCAGUCACAAUUGACCAUGUGGUUUCUGUCUAUGUAUUUGUAAUAUAAUUUAGCAGCCUGAUGUUUUAGAGAAGUACAAAUGUUAACGCGCAUUGUUCAUGUUCUUUUUGUUUUUCAAUCAGAACACUUCAAUAUACUGUAUAUAAAUAUAUUUUUGAGUUGAUUUUCAGUGCAAAUAACUGGUAAUAUCAUGUAACCACCACUUGUUGUCACUGACCUACUUUUGUACACGAUAUUAUCACACAAAAACAAAGCCGUCUCAAAAUGGAUAUUUAGCUGGACCUUCAUUUAACUGAUUGAGUUUAGAGUGAGAUUAGAGUCUUGAGUCUCCAAACAAGUUUAGACUUGCUAAACUUGAACACUAGAAAGGGCUCUCACCCCCAAGUGUAUCUUUAUCGUGUUGACGCUGCUUACGGCCAAAGCUCUAAGGACAAGCCUGAAACACAGGGGCUUACCUCUUUCUUUUCUUAAAGCCGUCUUUGUCUCAGGCUAAUGCAUGGCCUGGUUUCAGCACUAGGACACUGAGCUGCAAAACAAUGGCCAGAGCUGUGCAGCAUGGUUGCUUUUGACUCAGUGGAAAACAGGCUGAAUGGUCAAAACAAUGAGUAGUAGUAGAGUUGCAUUAAACAUGAAUCACCUGGUUUUUGGCUUGGUCUGCUAUUGUUUUGAAUCAGCGGGUCAAGGUUUCAACAAGCAGUUAGCCAGUUAGCCUAAAAGUUGGCAUACAUUCUGAAGAAAUACAACAAUUUAGCAACAUAAAAAACUGCCAAAACCGAUUAUGUUAUAGUAGAUGUUUCUUCAGUGAACAAUUAUUUGGAUGGAUCAAAAAUAAACUAAACUAAAAUAAAGCAAAGAAGGCAGCAUGUGCUAGACAGGCAACAUUGAGCUAAACGUAAAUGCUACAUGCUAAUGUUGGUCAAAAGAAGAAACCUCAGUGGUGAUAAACAAUUAGAGUUCUUUUUUAUUAUUAUUAUUAUAGACAAUGUAGUGAUUUCCUGGGCAAAUUCAACAUAAACAUCAUAUCUUCAUAAACAUGUUGAUAAAUGAAUAUUAUCAAUGAAGACUAUUAAGUUGAGAGCAAAUAAAUCAACAUUUACAAUAUUAUAUAUAUAUAUAUAUAUAUAUAUAAAAGAUCUAGUUUGGAACACAGACAUUCAACUGAACAGUUUUUCAGAAUACACAUAAUGCACACCAUUGACAUCAAUUUUCAAUACAAUUUCUGCAACAUGUAGUUCUAGAAUAGCUUGGGCAAUGCAGUACAGUAAAACUUGUUACAUGCUAAACAGCAAAUGUAAACCAGUGAUACCCUAUGUUAGGUGAAAAGAGAAUGAUUGUUAGUAACUUGCUAUAAAGGAAAUAAUAAAGUAAACAAUAACCUGAAUGCAUUACCUUUCAUGGUAGAGCAUUUUUUACUUAUAAAUUUUAGAUUUACUUUCACAUUAUCGGACAUGCGGAUGUGCAUUUCACAAUGUUCUUAGCUGAGCACAUAAAAUCCAAUUAUAUUCCCAUCAUGUAGUCCUGGUGCGCAUACAUAUACUGUGAAUUUAUCUCAGGCAGCAAGUACUAUACAUCUUGCAGUUUUGAUUUUUAUUCCAUGCUUGAUUUUAUUGGGCUAUGUAUUUAUCUAACUCUAAACACUAAUGUAUUUCUUGCCAUAUUGACCAAUAGUAAAAAUAAAUACAAAUCUGAUAGGAAUUUGAAUAAAAGCACAGAUAUUUUUAUUUUCCCAAAAUGUGCUUUGACAUCCUGUGCUAUAUAAAUAUAUCAAAUUUCUCAAUAUUACUGUAUAAAGUUUGAAAAUUGAAAUGUAUCUUCCAGUAUUAGAGCUUUGUGGUUUGAACAGUGUGAUAAGCUGCCUAUGACAAUGUGCAUUCAGCAGAAAACUGUGGCAUCCAUUAAUCAAAUGUUUACGUAUCAGUUAAAACAUAUGACAAAGACUACAGAGAGAUGAGCAUGAUGUAGGAUGAGCUUGACAACAAUUACAGACAAAAAACGCCACGCACAUAUUUACAGUUAUGUACAAACACUUAACAGAAUAGAUUGUGAACAUUCCAAGGCAAUUUACCUUUAGGCACUAAAAGGUGUACAUUAUAACUCAAAUCAUUAUAAUUCACAUCUGAUCCACCUUUGAUUGACACCCGGAUUCUACAGCCCAACCAUAUAAUUUCACCAUUAAUAAACAGUAUAUAUGUCUAUAAGUUGCUUUAGUGCAGCUUACAUCAGAAAUUUGGAUGCCAUCGGAGUAAAACUGGCUGCAUAAGGGAUUUUCUUGGCUUCAACAUGGGAAAAAUUAUAUGACUUUGCUAUCGAGUCCUGGCUAGUUGACACAUCUUCCAUGAACACAAUCAAUGGACUAACCAGCACCACUCAAAUAACACAUCUAUUUUUCCAUUAACCAUACAAUAACUAGUCCUACAUUUAGACACAACAUGCUUUUCUGUAAAAUAAAUCUGCAAAAAUAUGAAAAUAUAUCCAUUCCAUACUUCGACAAUGCAACCUGACCCCUCUUUCAUAAGGAAGGCUGUAGAUUUGCCAGCAGUUUAUGUGUAUUUUGUAAAAAAAACAACAACAAAAAAACUUUCCAUUGCAUUCCUUGUUGCAAAAAAAACAACUUUUUUUUUUUUUUUUUUUUUAAUACAAUAAA
Molecule: messenger RNA, 6240 nt
Organism: Ctenopharyngodon idella (grass carp)
Lineage: Eukaryota; Metazoa; Chordata; Actinopteri; Cypriniformes; Xenocyprididae
Gene: rcvrna
Product: recoverin a
Exons: 3
Coding region: 2131-2742 (203 amino acids)
Molecular function (GO): calcium ion binding
Source: RefSeq, a predicted model, not a curated record